Messenger RNA from Endocarpon pusillum Z07020, 4002 nucleotides. RefSeq lists its product as uncharacterized. Gene Ontology annotation, molecular function: proteasome binding; cysteine-type deubiquitinase activity. Gene Ontology annotation, biological process: proteasome-mediated ubiquitin-dependent protein catabolic process; protein deubiquitination; regulation of proteasomal protein catabolic process. The transcript has 8 exons. The coding region runs from base 1 to 4002 and encodes 1333 amino acids. The record is from RefSeq and is a predicted model, not a curated record. Lineage: Eukaryota; Fungi; Ascomycota; Eurotiomycetes; Verrucariales; Verrucariaceae.
AUGCCUGGACCCGAGGGAGACGUCCGGACUUUUUCAUCGUCUGUAAAGGGGCCUGGCAAGCUUGCACCGACCCUGAUCGAAGAUCUUAAUCUGUACGACUCUCGACGCCCUCUUCCAACCGGCCUGAAUGUGCUAAGAGAUACGCCUCUAUCCUUUUCGGGCUACAAAAAUGUUGCUACUUUGCUACCAGAGGACAGCUGUCGGCAUUCUUGGUGUGCGAAGGACAAGCAGAAUGUUCUGCCUGCUCUUGAUGCCCGUCCUUCUCCUGAUUCGGUCUACAAACUUGCAGGGGUAUGCCAGAAGUGUCGCAUGCAUGUUGAAGUGGAAGUCAAUUACACGAUGGGUUGGGAACCGGAACCAUGUCCUAACUCGAUCCGUCCCUUACACCAUCUGGUUCAUUCACCUUGGCGGGAAAGCACCCCAAGGAAAUAUAGUCUUCUGGCAGAUGGCGAGACAAAGCCCGAGACAUAUGCUUUCGUGUGCUCUUCGCCAACUUGCUCUGCCGUCACUUUUGUGCGGCUGCGUCCUCCUAUGCUGUCUGAUGAACACGUUCGACUACUCACCGACAAAACGCUGCUGAAUCAGAGAGCAGAAGACGUUAUCAAUUCUGAUCCAGCUCGAUUCGAAGGACACCAAAAGCCGACACCUGUCGACGUUCUCGGCGACUUGAACCGCUAUCUGAGAAACUCCGUUGAACGGCAAGCGCCUAGACCUAUCCUAAUUGAUAACAAGAGAUUUAACCUGAGAUUUGGAAAAGAUGGGCAGCCCUGCAAAGAUGUGCUAAACUUCCUCGGAUUCAAGUACGAGCACCAGGAGCACUGGCUGCCCCCUAAGCCUAGCUACGACGGCUCAACUCCAUCAAAGAAUGCUCUCGAUACGUUUAUUGAAGACGUAUUAUCGGAAAUCAACAUCUUGAUUUUGUCAUAUCCUCAAGAAGACCGCCGUCAAAUUCAUGAUAUCGCCAAGCUGCCAGACGCAGAAAGGGAACUCCUUCGGUUGUUCGGAACGCAGGACUACGACAAGCACACAUCAGCUCGAACCGCGACUCUGGAUCCUGCAACAAGAAAUAUCUACUUUACAGCAUUAGGAGCCCCUCAAGAUGCCAGUGACGAGCUUGUAAGCUUUGCAUAUCACGAGCAGAUUCGUACAAAUGGAAGGGAGGGACCAACAUAUCUUACAUACCUUCGCCAGAUCGCCCUCGAGCGGAGAAGCGAACUGCUGGACACCCUUGUUGCUACAGAAUAUUCAGCCGGCAAUUUCGAUUCAGAACAACUCUACGCUGCGUACAAUUACUUCGCGCUUUCUGCACGGGACGAAGGACUCACUGAUGAUUUGAUACUUGGUACCUUCCAAGCGAGGCUUCAAGAUGCCGCUAAACACGAGGCUGAUAUGAGGGGCCAUCUCAGGAUAAUAGGCAUACAUCGCCAAAGUCGCCGCAUCAAAGAUGUUGCAGAGGAUACACUUAACACUUAUGAGCAAGCUUUGGCAUUCUUUGAUACAGAUGCAUCGCUUGUCGACGAAUUCUUCCCAACGCUCUAUACCACCAAGACAACUGAAGAUCCAACACUUAAGGAAAGUGCGCGCAAAGCGAUAAAGAUUAUUGCGGAGACUCGAUGCAGCACGGCGCUUGAAAGUUGGUUGAGCACAGGCGAGUUGGGCGAGACAGCGAUGGAGAUAGGUGAAGCAUACCGACAAUUUGGCAUAGAUGAUGCUACCAUUGAUGACACAAUCAUCGAGUCAGCUUAUAGAGUGGCAAUGGAGGAUAAUCCAGGACAGGCAGAGACGUACACCAAAGCCUUCAAUGCUAUUGUUGCCGACAGAAAGGGUUCGCGUAUGCAGGCGACCUCUCGAGGUCUUCAAACGUUUCCAGAACUCGGUUUCCCCGAUUGGCCAGUUGGCCUCGAAAACAUUGGAAACACCUGCUACCUCAACAGUCUCUUACAGUUUCUAUUCACCAUCCCAGAAUUACGAAACCUAGUUCUGAAUUUUGAUGACGUGAAGAUGGAGUUGACUGCUGCGAACAUAGCCAAGAAAAGAGUGGGCUCCCGGCAGAUCACUUUACGUGAGAUACAACGGGCGCAACGAUUUGUGCUGAAGCUCAAAGAUCUCUUCCUCGAGAUGAUAAGAACGCCCUACAGAUACGUUGCACCUGAACAGGAACUAACACGUCUCACACUAAUGACCUCUACUGCUGCUGAGAAUAUCAGGCGCAGAUCGACAAUCGGAGGAUCAAGACCUCUGGGAAGUGUCAACGGCGUUCCUGUUCAAGGACCGUUGCGACCAAUCUUGAACGAAAAUCCAGUGGACACCUAUGAUCAACCUCUGCUAUCUGCCUUGACAGAAGGCGAGAGUCAAGACUACCCGAGCGUAGUACCCUCCCGUCAAGACGCGCACGAAUUGGCAGAGUCUGCUCCGCUUCUAGGACCAUCCCCAGUCGAAUUGGAAGCACCUGGGGACAAUUCUAGCGAGGUCACUCUUGUCUCCACACCAAGCAUUGAUGGUUCCGUCUUAGUAGAUGGCGCACCAAGAGUAGAGCAACGCAGCGUACUCAGCAACAAAGAGAACUUAGCUCCGCACAUUUCUCAUGGCUCUGCCAAAGGCAGUGCCGAUGCCGCGGAGCAUAUUCCUCCUCUUGUAGACCCUUUACUCUCACCGAACAACGAGCAAGGUGACACGGAAGUCGAUUCGUCUGAUCACGAGACGGCAAGAAAUGUAAAGACGGAGAAUAUUUCACCAGAGCAACCGAGUCGACCGCCUCCAGUACCACCACGCCCUCUCCCAGCACCCGAACAGAACCACACUUUGGAGGAAUAUGCUCGGCAACAGGAUGUGACGGAAGUAUUGAAUCAUGUGCUCUUUCAGCUGUCUUGUGCUAUCAGACCUCUAGGGUUUGAUGAAGCAGGAGAGCAAGUUGACCAAAUCAAAGAUCUGUUUUACGGUAGAACGAAACAGCACAUAAUGUCUGAUGAUAAGGAUGAGGCCAAAAAUGAUACAUUCUGCAGCAUCAUCGUCAGACUGUUCUCGCUUCCUCAUGACAUCUAUGCCGCUUUGGAUGGUUAUUUCGACGUCGAGGAAAUUGCCAACAAGAAGAGAUUUCUAUCGAUAAGCAGGUUACCUCCGAUUUUUCAAAUACAGAUUGACCGGGCGGGGCUGGAUCAAAAGAAGAACAAUCACCAUGUCGAGUUGAAGGAGACGAUCUACUUGGAUCGGUAUCUCGAAGAAGAUACAAACCCUGCCUUGAUGGAACGACGAGAGGAGGCGUGGAGGUGGAAGAAAGAGCUCGCUGAUUUGGAAGCUCGGCGAUUGGAAUUAACGGCAGACCAAUCACAUCCUGAUAUGCAGACGACAUUUCAAAAUGCGACAACAGCCCUGAUGCACCUUCAGGACUUGUCCAUCCAAGGCGAAGACGGGUUGAAAGUGCCUGCUUCAGUCAUUGCCACGCUAGAGGCAUUGGCUGAGCAAGCCCAGCUUGAGCUCCGAGAUCUCGAAGCACGCAGUAAAGACCUGUCAACCAACAUCAAUUCACAAUUUGCGGACACGGCCUUCCGCCGACACGCUUAUCGCUUGCAUGCAGCCUUCUUCCAUCACGGAACUGCUUCUUCAGGCCAUUAUUGGAUCUACAUCUUCGAUUUCCGAAGAGAGAUGUGGCUGAAAUACAAUGAUACCAGAGUAGAAGAAGUGAAGGAUACCAAUGAGAUAUUCCGCAGACCAUCGGAAGCGGAGUUUCGACAAUGGAACGGUCCUUCGAAUCCUUACUAUCUGGUCUACGUGCGUGACGAAGACAAGGACAAACUGGUUGAAAGCGUGUGCCGAGAUAUGCAGCUUCCAGCGGAACCCUUGAGAGACAUCGAGAUGAGGGACGCAACAGAAGAUGGCAAUAGCGGUGAUGCGCGCGAAGCACAAAGUGAGCAUUCAGCCCCAGUCCCUCUUGCGCUCCGGGAAAGAAUCCAUCCUAGUGGAGAAUGGGAACACGCGGAGGCUAAUGCGUGUGCGAAGUGGUAG